AUGCCUUUCGGUUUGACUAACGCGCCGGCAGCCUUCAUGAGAUUGAUGAACGACGUGUUCAGGGAGUAUUUGGACGUGUUUGUCAUCAUUUUCAUUGACGAUAUUCUGGUAUACUCGAGGAGUCAGGAGGAGCAUGCGACUCACUUGAGGUUGGUUCUGGAGAAGCUUCGGGAGCAGAAGCUUUUUGCUAAGUUGAGCAAGUGCAGUUUCUGGCAGCGAGAGAUGGGAUUUCUUGGCCACAUUGUUUCUGCAGAGGGAGUUUCUGUGGAUCCGGCUAAGAUUGAGGCUAUCAGAGAUUGGCCUAGACCUAGUAGUGCCACCGAGAUCAGGAGUUUUCUGGGUUUGGCAGGAUACUACAGGAGGUUCGUCAAGGGGUUUGCUACCAUGGCGCAGCCGAUGACGAAGUUGACCGGGAAGGAUGUCCCGUUUGUUUGGUCAGCUGAGUGUGAGGAGAGCUUUAGUCAGCUCAAGGAGAUGUUGACUACUACACCAGUGUUGGCGUUACCCGAGCCAGGGAAGCCUUACAUGGUGUAUACAGAUGCUUCAGGCAUUGGUCUUGGUUGUGUGCUGAUGCAGGAGGGCAGAGUGAUAGCAUAUGCUUCGAGACAGUGGCAGGGCAGUGAGCGUAACCGUCCUACACAUGACUUAGAGUUGGGAGCAGUGAUCUUCGCGUUGAAGAUUUGGAGGUCUUACUUGCUAGGUGAGACAGUACAGGUCUUCACGGAUCACAAGAGUUUGCAGCAUAUCUUCACUCAGCCGAUGAUGAACGCGAGACAGACGCGCUGGGUUGAGUUCUUGGCGGACUAUCAGGUGAGCAUUAACUACCAUCCGGGCAAGGCUAACCUAGUGGCGGACGCGUUGAGUAGACGGAGGUAUGAUUCCGCAGUUGAGCGAGAUGUGGAGUCUCUAGUUGGCGAGAUCAGUACCUUGCGUUUGUGUGCCAUUUCGCAGGAGCCUUUGGGUUUAGAGGCAGUGGAUCAGGCGGAUCUACUUAGCAGGAUCAGAGUUGCUCAGCAGAGUGAUCAGAGUUUGCUGGAUGCGACGAGAGUGACUGGUUCUGAGUAUGAGGUCUCUGCGAAUGGGACUAUCUUGGUUCGUGGGCGAGUUUGUGUGCCUAAGGAUGUGGAGUUGAGACAUCAGAUUUUGGGAGAGGCUCAUGCGAGCAAGUUUUCCAUUCAUCCAGGGCGACCAAGAUGUACCAUGACCUCAAGAGGCAGAGCAUCAGGUUCCGGGUGGUCUUUUGCAGAGUUUACCCAUUCCAGAGUGGAAGUGGGACAGGAUUACGAUGGAUUUCGUGGUUGGACUACCUGUUUCGAGGACUUUCGAUGCUAUUGGGUGAUUGUGGAUCGGUUGACUAAGUCCGCACAUUUCUUGGCCAUCAAGAAGACAGAUGGAGCUGCUGUCUUGGCUAGGAAGUUUGUGCGAGAGAUUGUGAGGCUGCAUGGAGUGCCAGCUAGUAUUGUGUCAGACCGUGAUCCCAGAUUCACUUCAGAGUUUUGGAGGGCGUUUCAGGCAGAGAUGGGCACUAAGGUGCAUCUGAGUACAGCUUAUCAUCCGCAGACAGAUGGUCAGUCAGAGAGGACUAUUCAGACUUUGGAGGAUUUGCUGAGGAUGUGUGUGUUGGAUUGGGGUGGCCAUUGGGCAGAUCACCUGAGCUUAGUUGAGUUUGCAUACAACAACAGCUUUCAGGCGAGUAUUGGCAUGGCUCCAUUUGAGGCUUUGUAUGGGAGGCCAUGUAGGACACCCCUAUGCUGGACCCAAGUGGGGGAGCGCAGCAUGUAUGGAGCUACUUAUGUUCAGGAGACGACAGAGAAGAUCCAUAGCAGAGAACAAGCUGAGUCCGCGUUUUAUGGGUCCGUUUCCAGUAGUGGACGAGUUGGGCCAUUGGCUUACAGGCUGGAGUUGCCUGAGAUUAUGAAAGCCUUUCACAAGGUUUUUCAUGUGUCGAUGCUGAGGAAGUGUCUUCACCCUACAGAGGAGUUAGUGGCUAGGAUUCCAGAGGAUCUUCAGCCAGAUUUGACAGUGCCGGCAGUGCCUGUGAGGAUUUUAGAGAGGAGGGAAAAGGUUCUGAGGAACAAGAGGAUUCCCUUACUGAGGAUUUUGUGGGAUUGCAGUGGUUCUACAGAGGAGACUUGGGAGCCAGAGGCAAAGAUGAAGUUGAAGUUCAGGAAGUGGUUCGACAAGCAGGUCGAGGAGUGA
Microthlaspi erraticum is the source of this 2199-nucleotide messenger RNA. NCBI's taxonomy places the organism in Eukaryota, Viridiplantae, Streptophyta, Magnoliopsida, Brassicales, Brassicaceae. The record is from the annotation of a GenBank genome assembly.